Molecule: messenger RNA, 2154 nt
Organism: Marmota flaviventris (yellow-bellied marmot)
Lineage: Eukaryota; Metazoa; Chordata; Mammalia; Rodentia; Sciuridae
Gene: Snap23
Product: synaptosome associated protein 23
Biological process (GO): synaptic vesicle priming; synaptic vesicle fusion to presynaptic active zone membrane; exocytosis
Cellular component (GO): SNARE complex; plasma membrane
Molecular function (GO): syntaxin binding; SNAP receptor activity
Source: RefSeq, a predicted model, not a curated record
CACGCAGGCGCGACAAGGGCGCUGCUCCUGGUCCGGUCUGGUGGUGUCCGAGCUGCCGCGGCCGGAGAGGAGUGGCCCGGAACUGCUUGAUUAUCUACAUUUACAUUUCUGUGCCUGAUAGAAUUUCGAUUCAUCAUGGAUAAUAUGUCAUCAGAAGAGAUUCAACUGAGGGCUCACCAGGUUACUGAUGAGUCUCUGGAAAGUACAAGAAGAAUCCUGGGUUUAGCCAUUGAGUCUCAGGAUGCAGGAAUCAAGACCAUCACUAUGCUGGAUGAGCAAGGGGAACAACUAAACCGAAUAGAAGAAGGCAUGGACCAAAUAAAUAAAGACAUGAGAGAAGCAGAGAAGACUUUAACAGAGCUCAACAAAUGCUGUGGCCUUUGUGUCUGCCCAUGUAAUAGGACGAAGAAUUUUGAGUCUGGAAAGGCGUAUAAGGCAACAUGGGGAGAUGGCGGAGACAAUUCACCUAGCAAUGUAGUAUCUAAGCAACCGGGCCGAGUAACAAAUGGUCAACCUCAGCAACCAACUACAGGAGCAGCCAGUGGUGGAUACAUUAAACGUAUAACUAAUGAUGCCAGAGAGGAUGAGAUGGAAGAGAACCUGACUCAAGUGGGCAGUAUCCUAGGAAAUCUAAAGAACAUGGCCCUGGACAUGGGCAAUGAAAUUGAAGCUCAGAAUCGACAAAUAGACCGAAUCACAGAAAAGGCUGACACCAACAAAGAUCGUAUUGACAAUGCCAAUGUCAGAGCAAAGAAACUCAUUGACAGCUAAAGCUACUGCUGUACUUCUCUAUCAUUUAUUUACUUCAGUUCCUCCUCCUAAAUCAUUACCUUUUCAGAGUUUGAUAUUUUGGUUCCAUACUCUUCUAAUCUGGAGAUAAUGUGGAAAAAGGGCCAGAGACAGCUUGCCUGAUUUUUUGAUUUUUUUUUUUUUAAUUCCUGUUUGAGGGUAGACUGUUGCUCAUCCUUCCUUCUAGUAUUUUCUUUCUCAGUUCAUAUUCUUAGAUUGGUUUUCACACAUCACACAUAUUUUCUUCCUUUUCAUUUACUUGAGCAAUUUUUUUUUUUUUUUUUCAAAAUUCUGAAGCAUUGCCAAAGACAGCCACGAAGAAGGGAGCUAUAGAGGUGUUUUUUUGGUUUGGUUUUGGUUUUGUGGUGGGUGAAGAAUGAGAGAUGAGAGGUCAUCAUUUCAGUAAAAGCCACAAACAAGUUGGAUAGCCGCAGUAAAGAUCUAGUUGGAUUUAGUUUUUAAAUUGCAAUUUUUGCCAAUUAAGGCUAAUGCUUAAUUUUGGAGCUUUUAUAUACAAUAUUUUUGUUAUACAUCACUAUUUUUGCAACCUCUGCUCCAAAGAGUAUAAUUAGUUUUCGUUAAAGUGAGCUCAAUUUCUGAACUCUUAGUGAUUCAUUUAUAUACAUAGAUUUUGUUAUCUCAUUUCAUAUUGCACAUUCAGGAAAACUUUGUAUAAAUGAGUGGCUUUUUAUUUUCAUAUUAUUAAUAAUAUCAUGGUCCCAUUACAGGCCUAUUAAUCUCAUAAAUUUGUCAUUAGUCUUUGAAGAAAAGUAUAUGUAAAUACAUAUGUGUAAUAUGAGAAUUUCUCUCAAAAGCAGGGCUUAAAAUUUUUGUGGAAGUUUGAUAAAAUAUGUCAUGUGAAUUCAGAUUUACCUCAAUGUUAAGAAUUAUGUUUAGAUUGGAAAAAGGAAUUUUAUUUUGAUCUCACGUAGAAAAAUAGUUAUGUAGCUUUAUACAGUUAUUAAAAGUUAGAAUUUAUUCUGCCCUACUAAAAGUGGUUUGGAAAAUUAAUUUGGUUUAAUUAUUGAUGAUUGCACUGUCAUUCUUUUAGCUUUGUGUAUUGAACUAUGUUCAGAAUCAAGUUGAUGUAAAUCCUGAACAGUGUUGUGAGAAUCUAAUUGGAUUUGUCACCUUUAUUUAAAAACUAGCCUCUGCACACUUUGAACCUAGGGAUAUGGAUUGGUUUGACCAAUAGCCACUGCUUGAUUCUCAUAAUUAAACUUUGUAACUAAUUAAUGGUAUUGUUCUUUAAGAUAGGUAACAUGUUUCUGUGACUGUUAUUUUGUGGACAGUAAUUUCAUCAGCUGCUGUUUAACAAAUUGAAUAAAGCAAAGGUCCAUAAGUCAAGAAGCACACCAAUGGAAA